CCUGGCUGUACUAAGGGGAAAGUUAAGCAACAAAUGUGUUUAUGGAGAUACCUGGUAUAUAAGAGGGACUGAUCCCCCCUGACAGUCAGUGACGGUCACAAUGAAGUUCCUGAUCUUGGCUUUGUUUGUUGCUGGUGCCUACGGUUGUGGCCUGCCCACAUACCCCCCUGUUGUUACAAGGGUGGUUGGUGGAGAAGAUGUGCGUGCGCACAGCUGGCCCUGGCAGGUGUCUCUGCAGUACCUGAGUGGUAACACUUACUACCACACCUGUGGUGGUACUCUGAUCGCCAACCAGUGGGUCCUCACGGCUGCUCACUGCAUCGGAAGUCGCACGUACAGAGUGUACAUUGGAAAACACGACCUGACCGCCAACAACGAGGCUGGCUCCAUCGCCAUCAGCCCCGAGAGGAUCAUCGUCCACGAGAACUGGGACUCUUACAACAUCAGAAAUGACAUUGCCUUGAUCAAACUGUCAACUCCAGUCACCUUCUCCAACACCAUCACGCCUGCCUGCCUGCCAAACUCUGGUGAAAUUCUGGAUGACGGCGCUCCCUGCUAUGUCACCGGCUGGGGACGUCUCUGGACUGGAGGCCCCAUUGCUGAUAUCCUGCAGCAGGCCCUCCUCCCAGUGGUUGGACACUCCACCUGCACCAGGCCUGACUGGUGGGGCACUCUCGUCACCACGAACAUGAUCUGUGCCGGAGGAGACGGCGAGCUGGCCAGCUGCAACGGAGACUCUGGCGGACCCCUGAACUGUCGCAAUGCUGACGGCUCCUGGGAUGUCCACGGAAUUGUGAGCUUUGGCUCCAGCCUGGGAUGCAACUACCCCAAGAAGCCCUCUGUCUUCACCAGAGUCAGCGGCUACAUCAGCUGGAUCAACAAUGUGAUGACCUCAUAUUAAGAUGGAUUUGUUUUUGCUUGUCCUGCAUCGCUGAUCAUUGCACUUGACUAUUCAAUAAACAGUCCAUGAAUUCA
This is a messenger RNA of Oryzias melastigma (Indian medaka), 975 nucleotides long. RefSeq names its product elastase 2 (gene ela2). Lineage: Eukaryota; Metazoa; Chordata; Actinopteri; Beloniformes; Adrianichthyidae. Gene Ontology annotation, biological process: proteolysis. The transcript is spliced from 8 exons. Gene Ontology annotation, molecular function: serine-type endopeptidase activity. The record is from RefSeq and is a predicted model, not a curated record. The coding region runs from base 101 to 901 and encodes 266 amino acids.